Molecule: messenger RNA, 4191 nt
Organism: Dicentrarchus labrax (European seabass)
Lineage: Eukaryota; Metazoa; Chordata; Actinopteri; Moronidae
Product: integrin alpha-6
Exons: 26
Coding region: 107-3274 (1055 amino acids)
Biological process (GO): cell-matrix adhesion; leukocyte migration; cell adhesion mediated by integrin
Cellular component (GO): external side of plasma membrane; integrin complex
Molecular function (GO): integrin binding
Source: RefSeq, a predicted model, not a curated record
CAUUCAACCCUCCAGCAGUCAGCCAGUCGCAUUCUGCACCUCCUUAAGCGAGGACUCCUUCACCUCUCACCGGUUCAAAGGGAGUUUUUACAUUUGACUGUAUCUCAUGGAGGUCAGGGUCACCUGUGGACUGUGGCCGGUCGUUUUUCUCUUGGGAUGUGGGCGACUGGCGGCUUUCAACCUGGACAGCGAGAAUGUCCUGCGGAAGAGCGGAGAACCAGGCACCCUGUUCGGCUUCUCUCUGGCCAUGCACCGGCAGCUCAAGCCGGUGGAUAAGAGAAUGCUGCUGGUUGGGGCCCCAAAAGCAAAAGCCUGGAGUGGUCAAAAAGCUAAAGUGACAGGAGGACUGUACAACUGUGACAUAAGCACCACCUCAGCUGACUGCGCCAGAGUUCACUUUGAUAAGACUGAGAAUCCAAACAGAGAAAGCAAAGAAAAUCAGUGGAUGGGAGUGUCAGUCAACAGUCAGGGCCCAGGAGGCAAGAUUGUGACCUGUGCCCAUCGCUACCAGCGCCGGACCAGUGUGAACACGGCCAGCGAAUCCCGUGACAUUAUCGGCCGCUGCUACGUGCUCAAUCAGGACUUAACUAUCAAUCCCCUCUCAACUGAAGAGGGAGAUAACUGGCAUUUCUGCGAGAGCCGGCCCAGAGGCCACGAGAUGUUUGGCUCCUGCCAGCAAGGCCUCUCUGCCACAUUUGACAAGGAUUUCCACUACAUCAUCUUUGGGGCUCCUGGAGCCUACAACUGGAAAGGUGUGGUGCGCUUGGAACAAAGGAACGACACAUUGUUAGACAUGGGCAUCUAUGAUGAUGGUCCUUUUGAGGUGGGCGAUGAGACAGAUAAAAACCCUGACCUGGUCCCUGCUCCUGCCAACAGCUACCUGGGCUUCUCUCUGGAUUCGGGAAAGAGUCUGACCAAGAAUCGGCAGUUGACGGUGGUGGCGGGAGCUCCCAGAGCGAACCACAGCGGAGCGGUUGUGCUGCUGAAGAAAGGCGGAGACACAAGCAACAUCCUGCUAGAAGAGUACACCCUGGAAGGGGAAGGGCUGGCCUCGUCUUUUGGCUACGAUUUGGCCGUGUUGGAUCUCAACGCAGACGGUUGGCAGGACAUAGUGGUGGGAGCUCCUCAAUACUUUGAGAAGGACGGAGAAAUUGGAGGAGCCGUCUACGUCUACGUCAACAAAGGCGGAGAGUGGGACAAAGUCAAGCCCACCAGGAUAGAUGGACCUCAGGACUCCAUGUUUGGCCUGGCUGUGGAAAACCUGGGAGACAUCAAUCAGGAUGGUUACCAUGAUUUUGCAGUGGGAGCUCCUUAUAGUGAUAAUGGUGCAGGGACCGUUUACAUCUACCAUGGAUCAGACAGAGGUCUCAGCUCUGAAAAAGCUUCACAGGUCCUGUCCGGCCAGUCCGUAGGAGCCAAGAUGUUUGGCUACUCUUUGGCAGGCAACAUGGACCUGGAUGCGAACUCCUACCCUGACCUGGCUGUCGGAUCCCUCUCGGACUCUGUCUUUGUCUAUAGAGCCCGUCCAGUUAUUAACAUCAAGAAGGUAAUCAAGUUCUCACCGGAGAAAAUCGACCUCACCAAGAAGAACUGUGGCAGCACCUUCUGCUUGGAAGUUGAGGCAUGCUUCACCUACACUGCCAACCCUGCGAGCUAUGCUCCCAGUCUGACGGUGAAGUACAUCCUGGAGGCCGACGCUGACCGCAGGAAGAAUGGUCUUAUCCCCAGGGUAACCUUCCUUGACUCCUCUGAACACAGCUACAAAUCAGAAGGGACCAUCACCAUGAAAAGCAAAGGAAAGAAACAGUGCGUUAAACAACAGCUUGCCAUACAGGAAAAUAUCAAAGACAAGCUGCAUGGGAUCCCCAUCGAUGUGUCUGUGGACAUCCAGGAGGGCAAACGUAAACGCAGACAGAGCUCAACUCCUCAGAUGUCACCUGUCCUCGACGCCAGUGAGCCAAUGACCAUCCGAUCAGAGGUGCAUUUCCUGAAGGAGGGUUGCGGCAGCGACAAUGUUUGCCGAAGCAACAUGCAGGUGAAAUACCGCUACGGUUACAAGGCAACUGACAGAGACACGUUCACUCCGUUAGAAUUGGAGAACGGUGUGCCGGUGAUCUCGCUCAGCGACCAGAAGGACAUCGCAUUGGAGGUCACUGUGACCAAUCUAAAUGGAGAUGAUGCAUACGAAGCCUCUGUGAUUGCCUCCUUCCCACGCUCCCUAACCUACUCUGCUGUCCGUGUUCAACCCAAUGCGCGGUCAGUAACCUGUGUAGCCAAUACAAACGGUUCUCAGGCCGAAUGUGAGCUUGGAAACCCCUUCAAACGGGGCUCAGAGAUGACCUUCUACAUUAUUCUGGGUACAUCAAGCAUCUCUCCCGAUACCACUGAAGUGGAAAUUGAUCUUAAGCCAGAAACGACAAGCGAGCAGCAGAAAUUGACCUCUCUUAAAGCAAAGGCAAAAGUGGCGAUCAUGUUACAGCUGUCUGUAUCAGGACAUGCCCAGCCCUCUCAGGUCUACUUUACAGGAGAGGUCAAAGGUGAGGUAGCCAUGAAGAAUGAAAUAGAAAUUGGCAGUGCCAUCACACACCAGUUCAGAAUCAUCAAUCUGGGAAAGCGCUUGACAGAGUUCGGCACCGCCACCCUCGAAAUCUACUGGCCAAAGGAGACCAUGGAGCAUGGGAAGUGGCUCCUCUACCUCAUGAAGAUCAGCUCCACUGGAAUUGAGCACAUGGAGUGCUCUCCUAAAGGGGAAAUAAACCCUCGUAACGUGGAACCAAGUAACAACAGGAGGAGAAGAGCAGCAGAAAGCACCCAGGGGGGCAGCGAAGGCACUAUUUUAAGUUUACUUGAUAAGAAGUCUAAAACUCUGUCCUGUGGAGAUGGGGCAACCUGUCAGACAAUAAAGUGCCCCCUGCGGGGCUUGGACAGUAAUGCAGUCAUCACUCUCCACUCUCGCUUAUGGAACAGCACCUUCAUAGAGCAUUAUUCCAAGUUGCAUCAUGUGGAGGUGAAAGUGAAGGCCGCUCUGCGUGUGGAUAGCACAGCAAAGAACACAGUGCUGGAAAAAGCUGAGACAGAGGUGAGACUGACGGUGUUCCCAGAGAGGCGUGCAGCCCAGUAUGGAGGAGUGCCAUGGUGGAUCAUCGUGCUGUCCAUCCUGCUCGGGUUGCUGUUGUUGGGCCUGCUGGCUUUCCUUCUCUGGAAGUGCGGAGUCUUUGGGAAAAAGGAUAAAGAGGACCCAUCAGAAAAAGAGACACUGACAUCAAAUGCAUAAAAAAAGAGAGGUGUGGCUUUUUUAAGCGAGCCAAAUAUGAAGACAAGGUUCCAAGUUACAACGCUGUUCGGAUCAAACGGGAGGAGAGAGCAAUAAACCCUGGGAAUGGUAACUGGGAAAACCUGGACAAGAAGCCCUGGAUGACAACCUGGCACGACAAAGAACAUUAUUCUUAACAGCUAAUGAGAUCUGACCCACACAGAUUCCUGUCGCUUACUGAUAAACUCCCAAUUUCACUGUUUUUUCCUGCCUUGUCUUUGCACAGUGUGGACUGUAAAUACAGCAACAAAAUAAUUUGUUAAAAACAAAGAACAAAACUUUUUAAAACUAAAAACUUGAUCAAACGUUCUGCUUCAGAGGCCGAAUUGAUCUUGGAUAAAGUCCGUAUAAAUCACUGGAAGGAGAGCUGCAGUGUGGGAUAUGGUCCUGCACAACUACUGUCUGUCAGACCUUGUUUUGUACAUUUACUACAUUCACAGUGUUGACUGGGGAGGGGGGGAGGGAGGGAGUAUGUAGUGUUUCUAGGUUCUUGUAAAAACAUUUUGCAGAUUUGUUUGUAUUUAUUCUUUGAGGAGUACUUUAUGUUACGUGCCCUACCGGCCAAAGAGUCAUGCAAUGCAAACACAGGCAUUUGUUUUUGUUUUUUUUUUUACACUAAAAUGUUUAUUUUCCCAAUUUUUUUUAUUUCUUUUUAUUUUUUUAAGUUACUGUGCAUCUGCCUUAACUUUGACCAAUCAGCAUUUUUCAAGCUCAAGGCACCUCAGGUUGUAGGUUAUGGAGCAACUGCAGUUGUCGAGCACUCGGUGUGUAAAUAUACUACCAAACCUCUGCAGAAUUCGCCUUUUAUUCACUGGCUGUAAAAUAGGAAGAGACUGAGAGGGGACAAAGAGUUUCUUGAAUAAAUGUUUUUUAAAAUA